AUGCCACUCUGGCUUACCUCCAUCCAAUUUCAUCCAGCUUUCUUGCUCCCAUUCCGCAACCCCUUGCUCGAACCUCCGCGUAUCCGUCUCUGCCGCCCUCCGUGCCUGCACCAGCCCACUCACCGUCGCGUUCGCGCCGCCCUCGUCUCUACGCCUGCCACGUGUUCCGACUCCCAAUCCCUCGCCUCGUCGCUCUUGACUCUCCCCACUCGCCGUGUGUACGCGGAAGACGGCACUCACCGCGCCCAUCCCGCUCCCCGCAAACCACUCCCCGCCAAGCCCGCUUCCGCCCCGCCCACCUCCUCCAUCCGCGCAAUCACCGCGAGAAGCCGCGCAACGCGAAGCGGCAGCAACAGUAGCGUUGACGGCGGCGGCGGCGGCGGUUUGACGGAGCAACGCGCGAUUGUUGAGGCGCCACAGACGGCGGAGGCGGCGGCGUGGGACGCGUAUGACUCGGCGUUCGAAAGCGUUCUCGCGAGCAUGUGGGACGAUGUGCGCAGUGAUGCGAGAAUCGAGACGAGCGGCGGAACCUGGAAGAGUGAAGGAAUCGGGACUCGUGCCAGAGAGGCGGAGAGGCAUAGCGACGGCGAGUGCGACCACGAGGGUGGCGGCAUGGGGAGGGCGGGUGACCGCGUGAGUGACGCGCAGGGGCGGGACGAGGGGAAUGCGCGCGGGGUGGAGGCUCUUGGUGAAGUCAGGCUAGAGGCUGGCGGAGCAGGACCGGGCGCUGGUGCUGAUAGCUCGCGCACACGGGAGCCUCCCGGGUGGAGCAGCGCAGCACGCGGUGAUCUCGCCGUGCCAGUUGCUGUGUUUGCGUGCUGUCAGGAUGGACAGCACGACGGGGAGGAAGCGACCUCUCGCCCAACAAACGACCACGAAGGCUCCCACGACGGUGUCCGCGACAGCGUCCGCGAAGGUCAUUGCGACCACGACGAUGAUGACGACUCUUCCCUCUGCGACGAGCCUCUGCCGCUCUCCACGCUCCCCCACGGUUGCCACUGGCCGCUCUCCCACCUCCCUCCUCCUCCCUCGCUCAUUGAGCUUACUCCUCCGUCUGCUUCCCCUGCUUCGUCUGCCUCACCUGUUGCUUCUGCUUCCCCUUCUUCUCCUGUUACCACUGCAACAGCAGCCAGCAGCCCCUUCUUUCGCGCUCUCUUCAGUGAAUCGCCUGUGCCUGACUUGGAGCAACCGCUGGGGCGCUCUCCUGAUUUCCCAGAAGGAGCAUUUCCGGCGCUCAUGCCAUGCAGUUCCCUGCCUUGCAGCCCACUUCCCUACAGCCCCAUGGCUAACAGUCCUCCCCCGUGGCCCAGCAACGCUAUGGCAUACAGAGGUGGAAACCGGUUGGGAGGGGUAGACGCCCCGCUUCUCCCUGCAUCUUCUCCUUAUUCUCCUUCUGCUGCUGGAGGAGGAGGAGGAGGAGCAGGGCUUGGGUGGCUGCUACCUACAGACACUCUGGAUUACAUGGCUCAGGUGCAGAGCAGCGUGCAGCGCGAGUUACACUCAUGGCUGGACGGACUAGGAGAACGCACCAAGGGCCUGCGGGAAGACAUGCAGGAGCAAUUUGGGCGCAUGAAAGAGGAAAUGGCAGUGACUUUUAAUGUUCUAGAGGAGGAGAUUCAGGAGAUGGUGGAUGAGCUUGAAGAUGAAGGGUUGUUACCUGAUUGGACUAAGAUGUUUGAUGAUGAUGGGGGUGGGGAGGAUGAGGAGUGGGAGGAGCUGGUGAGUGGACGGGGAAGCCGGCGGGGUGGGGCGGAGCGGGAGGAGGAGGAGAAGCGGCGGUUUCUGCAGAAGGUGAUGCUGGCUCAGCGCGUGUAUUUUGAUAUUCAUGGGGAGGUGGUGAGGCGUGUGCAGGUGAGGGAGAGGAAUGCCGGUGGUGGUGCUAGUGGUGGUGCGGUGAAGGCAAGCAGGAAUGGACCUGCGUGUAUUCCGGUGACCACUAAACGCAUGGAGAGUGCUGCUGUGGUGUUCUAG
This is a messenger RNA of Closterium sp. Naga37s-1, 1971 nucleotides long. Lineage: Eukaryota; Viridiplantae; Streptophyta; Zygnematophyceae; Desmidiales; Closteriaceae. The record is from the annotation of a GenBank genome assembly.